Molecule: messenger RNA, 1332 nt
Organism: Triticum turgidum subsp. durum (durum wheat)
Lineage: Eukaryota; Viridiplantae; Streptophyta; Magnoliopsida; Poales; Poaceae
Source: the annotation of a GenBank genome assembly
AUGAAACCCCAAGUGCAACCUGUGUGCGGGUGCGCCAUGACCUCGCCGCCGCAGCCGCCGCCGGCGAAGAACCCCUCACCACUCCCCCCGACGACCAUAAGCGCCCUCGACCAAGACACCCUGCGCGAGAUCUUCCUCUGCCUCCCCUCUCUCCCGAGCCUCGUCCGCGCCGCCCUCAGCUGCCGCACCUUCCUGGACGCAGUCCGUUCGUCGCCCGCUUUCCGCCGCCGGUUCCGUGCGCUCCACCCACCCCCGCUCCUAGGCCACUUCCUCACCACCCAAGACACCACCAUCCCUACUUUCGUGCCUCUCCGCAGCCGCUCAGACCCGGACAUCGCGGCGGCCGUCCGCGGCGCUGAUUUCUUCCUCACCCGCCUCCCAGUCCUCAAAGACGACCGCGCCGUGUCCGUUCCUGUGCCCCCACCAGAAGACGACGACGAGGAUGCCGUCUCUGGCUCUCGAGACGAAGACGAGGAUCCCGUCCCUGAGUGGUCAGUCCAUGACUGCCGCGACGGAUUCGUUGUUCUCUACAGCUGGAGCACUCAGCAGAUCGCCGUCUACAACCCGCUCGCGCGGACCCUGGAUCUCUUCCCCCAGCCGCCUGGCCGGGAGGACUGCGAGGGCGACUAUUCUGAAUUCUACAUCCUCACCGAAAAAGAAGAAGACAACUUGCCGUGCCGCGUCGUGAGCGUCUGGCACGGUGAAUAUGGGGCGCGCGCCAUGGUCUUAUCAUCGGACACCAGUAAGUCGCAGAUUUUCCCAUGGGCAGACAUAGACGGGCUCUGGCCUCACAAUGGUAAGCUGGUGAAUGGCUGUAUCUAUUGGAAUAUUGGGAUGACUGAUGCCCCCGUGUUUAACACUGCUACAAUGCAAUUCUCUCUGAUGGAUAAUCCGCCGCACAUUAGAGGGAAUGACAAAGUGACGGCUGGUGAGACCAAGGAUGGAAGACUCUGUGUGGUCUGCGCACCUUUGGGGCCACUGACAUUCGAAUCAGUGCUUGCUGUUUGGAUCCGGAGAGCCGAUGACGACGGCGCAGAGAGGUGGAUGUUGGACAGGUCACUCCCAUUGCAGGAGAUAGCUGGAAUCGUUCGGUGUGGAUACAAGGAGGAUAAUGUUAAAUUUCAAGUGACUGUUAGGGCGAUUAUUGAUGGCUUUGUGUACUUCUCUGCUUAUUGUGGGGUGUUUCGGCAUCAUCAUUCGACUCUCUGGCUCCUAUCCUUCUGCGUGGAAACAGCGGUGCUAAACAAGCUUGGUCGCAUCCCUAGUGGUGGUUCCUAUCCCUACAUCAUGCCGUGGCCUCGUUCUUUGGUUGGUACACAACAAGGUGACUAA